This is a messenger RNA of Mollisia scopiformis, 1449 nucleotides long. RefSeq lists its product as uncharacterized. Gene Ontology annotation, molecular function: protein serine/threonine phosphatase inhibitor activity. The record is from RefSeq and is a predicted model, not a curated record. Lineage: Eukaryota; Fungi; Ascomycota; Leotiomycetes; Helotiales; Mollisiaceae. Gene Ontology annotation, biological process: regulation of mitotic metaphase/anaphase transition; cellular response to glucose starvation. The coding region runs from base 1 to 1449 and encodes 482 amino acids. The transcript is spliced from 4 exons.
AUGGCAGACCCCGCAGUCCCACACUUUGACCCUCCCGGCCGCAAGAGCACAUCAAGCCCCUCGCCAGGUCCAAACAACGGCCAAACGAUCAGUUUAAGCCAUCGCUCGAGCUUUGCAGAGAACUUGAGGCACUCUCCACGUUCCCAACGUCAUCCAUCCUUCACACAAGCUGCUGUUCAAGAGCUUCUCAAUCAUCCGCCAGCUCCCAAAAGCAGCGAUCCAAAAUUUGUUGGACGAGAUUGGAGACAAAUACGCGUGGCAGAGCUUAUCGACAAUACUGAAGUGAGAUGGGCUGAGCUUGAUGUUGGAGUCGAACAGGCUACGAAGCUGCUGGUCGACUUGGGACCCCCAAACGUUAUUCUCCUACGCGAAAAGUCCUCUGAUACCAGUGCCUGCGGAACCUUCGAUUAUAGCGACCUGAAUGCAUAUCUCCUCGUUGUUGUUGGACUGGCGAACCCGGAAGAAGGUCAAGUAGAUGUCUUCGAUGCGUUGGCAAAGAAAGCUCGCGAAGGGGUUUCUAUACCAGUACGAGACAUUCAAACCUUAGCAAAGAAGAGUCCAUUAGUUACUUUACCAGAGUCGGCGGACCUCUCUAAAGCUAUCGAACAUUUUGGAAGUGGUGUGCACAGAAUAUUGGUUUGCAAAGACGGCACUACGGAGGUUAUUGGUAUCUUGAGCCAGUUGAAGCUGGUCAGGUUUCUUUGGGAUAAUGGCACGAGCUUCGCAGCUAUUGAUGCAUUGUAUCCAAUGAUCUUGAAAGACUUGCAAAUAGGAACUCCUCAAACCAUUGCCAUCAAUGGAGAUAGAAGCCUAUCAGAUGCUCUCCAACUUAUGAGCGAUGAAGGUCUUACAAGCGUGGCUGUGGUGGACAAUGCUUCCAAUGUCGUUGGAAAUAUCUCGACUGCAGAUGUGAAGCUGCUCACCAACAGCAGCAGCAUUCCACUUCUAAAGUCUACGUGCAUCCAUUUCGUCUCUGUCAUUCUCUCGGAGCGUGGCAUUGGCGAUGGCAAAGAUUCCUUCCCUGUAUUCCACGUCAAUCCAUAUUCUACACUUGCUCAUACAGUAGCCAAGCUUGUUGCCACCAGAUCACACAGAAUGUGGGUCGUUGAGUCAGCGUCCCCAUCUCCCUCAGCACCAGCUACACCACUAGCCACGCCGUCCAUCACUCACGCUCUCCAUUCCUCGCCUUCCAACUCCACUCCAGCAUCUCCAUCUCUGUCCGGUGUCUUCCCAGCCGUCUCAGCCGCUUCUCUCCCUGGCGCUCGGAUAUCCGGCCGUUUGACUGGCGUCAUCUCCCUUACCGACAUUCUGAACCUCUUUGCCCGCCAAUCGGGUCUUAAUCCUCUUAGUCCCAAUGACCAGAGAUCCCGAAGACGCCGCAGCUCAAGCAGUUCAGUGCGACCAAGUUUCGACUCAGCACGAAAUUCAAGCACUGAAAUACGAAGAUGA